This is a messenger RNA of Dromiciops gliroides (monito del monte), 4352 nucleotides long. It is a transcript of the gene MTX3, whose product is annotated as metaxin 3. The record is from RefSeq and is a predicted model, not a curated record. Bases 35 to 973 code for a protein of 312 amino acids. NCBI's taxonomy places the organism in Eukaryota, Metazoa, Chordata, Mammalia, Microbiotheria, Microbiotheriidae. The transcript is spliced from 9 exons. Gene Ontology annotation, biological process: mitochondrion organization. Gene Ontology annotation, cellular component: SAM complex.
CUUCCGGGGCGCCAGAGGUCGCGGCGGUGGCAAGAUGGCGGCCCCCUUAGAGCUCAGGUGCUGGGGCGGCGGUUGGGGGCUCCCGUCUGUCCACAGCGAGUCCCUGGUGGUUCUGGCUUAUGCCAAGUUUUCUGGUGCGCCCCUGAAAGUCAGUGUUAUAGAUAACACCUGGAGAGGUUCAAGAGGAGAUGUACCUAUUUUGACAUCAGAAGACAAUAUUGUAUCUCAACCGGCAAAAAUACUUAAUUUUUUGAGAAAACAGAAAUAUAAUGCUGAUUAUCAACUCUCUGCAAAACAAGGUGCAGAUACACUUGCUUACAUUGCUCUCCUUGAAGAGAAGCUUCUUCCUGCAGUGCUCCAUACGUUCUGGGUGGAACAUGACAAUUACUUUACUGUGACAAAGCCAUGGUUUGCCUCAAGGAUCCCAUUUCCAUUGAGCUUGAUUCUGCCUGGAAGAAUGUCUAAAAGAGCGCUGAACAGGAUCCUCCUUACUAAAGGGGAGCCUCCUCACUUCCACCUCAAAGAAGUAGAAGCCCAGAUAUAUAGAGAUGCCAAGGUGUGCCUAAAUCUUCUAUCAAACAGAUUGGGAACAUCUCAGUUUUUCUUUGGAGAUACGCCUACUACCUUGGAUGCCUAUGUAUUUGGUUUCCUUGCACCUCUUUACAAAGUACACUUUCCUAAGGUCCAGUUACAAGAGCACUUGAAACAACUCUCCAAUCUGUGUCGCUUCUGUGAUGAAAUCCUGAGUUGUUACUUUAGGCUUAGCUUCACAGGCUUCUCUCCAGCGGGGCAAGAUACAGUAGAUGCAAAUCUACAGAAACUCACCCAACUUGUAAAUAAGGAAUCCAACUUGAUCGAAAAGAUGGAUGACAAUCUUCGCCAAAGCCCUCAGCUUCCUCCUCGGAAACUGCCGACUCUCAAAUUAACUACAGCAGAUGAUGAAAGUAAUUCAUUUCAGCCCCUUUCACCCUGACAGCCAUCAUUUUCUGUGCAUGUGCUUCAGCUGCCUUCAGAUCAUUUGAAUGCCACAGUAAUCUUACAAACCAGUGUGGUCAGGCAAAGGAAAGCUAGUGUAAUAGGUACAAGGAAGACAUUAAGACUAUAAGUAGAUCCUUUCCAUGUUGCUUGUUGCUCUAUUAAGAAGCUUGUAGUCCAGCCUGAUCAUGCGCUAAAAUGCCAUUAGGGUGAAUUUUUAAAAAGAAAAUAUAUUGUACUGUAUGAAACCAUCUUAACCGUGGCAAAUUUUUGCCUUUGGUUCACACGUUGUCAAUCAAAAGCUAUAAUUUUAUUGUUCUCAGUGUGUACUCUUAAUUUAUUCAAGUGUAUUAAUUUACUCUUCAAAUAAUGUAUGUAAAACUGUAUAACUAUUUGGCUAAGGCUUUUUCCUCUGUUAAGAAAUCUGUGGUCUCCUUUAGUAUUAGGAAAAGUGUAAAACUUUUAUUAUUAAUGGAAAAUCCUGUCUUUAAAUAUGCAGGAAAAAUGUCCUUUUAAUUAGGUUUUCAUGAAUCCAAUCUUUUUGAUUUGGGUACUGUAUACACCAAAUAUAAAUGAUGGUUUCACGUUGUAUUGCCUGACCUAGUGUCCUUCAGGAUAAUUUUAUCACAUGCUGAUGUGUGUGUACCUUGUGGGCUAGCAAGGGCCCUGAUUAGUGGAAUGAGCAGUAUGCUAGCUUUAUACACCUAUACUUUUGUCUUAUCUCUACAUCUGGUUGGGGCCUAAUUUGAAUUCCAAGAGACUUGAGUCUGUUGGUAUUGAGAUGCCAUACCACCUCUAACUUUGCCAGGUUAUUAAUAAUCGCUUGGGAGAAGCUCGGGGCUAGAGUAACGAGGGUACUGCAUGUCAGACUCUGUAGCUAUCCCAUGCUUUGCUCUAUCUAAACCAUUAUACACAAGAAGUGUAUAGUGUACUUAAAUCCUUUACAACAACCAACUUGGCUGUUUCUUAGACAGCGGUUGAAAAACCCAAAGGUAUAGCUUAGAAAGCAGCUUUAGAUAGUUUAAGAAUCUAUUUUAUCAUUAUCGGUAACUAAAGUGCUUAAGGAAUUCAGCCAUGGAGGCCAUUUUGUUUUCAAGUAGAAACUUGUGAAUUCUCAUGACUAACAAGCUUCUUUUAUCUUAGAACUACACCUGGGGUUUUAAAAAUAUAGCAACAUGUUUUUCGAUCAGUGUCUUAAAGAUUAUUAACGGUGCUCAGCUCAUCUGGUCCAGUUCUAAUUCAGAGACCCAUAUGUCCAGAAACAGGUUUCAUAUCUAAGAGACCACUUCGUUCAUUUCAUGUUGAUUUGAACUCAGCAGUUUCUUAAAUCCGUCCUUCCUAAACUAUUUAAUUUAUUCUGUCUUUAAGUAAAUAUUUAUGUAAGAAUCCAUGGGUUCUUGUAAAUAUUCUAUCUUGAAUGUUUUAACUAAGAUGAGAAAUGCUGUUAUCUUUAAAAUUUCCUUUAUUUCUUCAAUUACUUUGGGAAAAGUAUAUUAACUAGUUUUCAUGUUACUUUUUAAAUGUUUGUUUCUGUUUCAUUUAUAAGUAUAGGUUUAGCUAUAACAGCAGGCAAAUCUACAUGAAUGUUUUGAAAAUCAUGAACUUAGGAAUUUAAUGUUUGGGGAGCAAAUGUGUAACAGAAACAGUGAGCAAAUUUAUGAAUCACACUUUCUUAUGCUUUGUUUAAAAUGAACUAUUUUAGCAAGAUGGUCAGCUUUGCUUAAAGAUUAAAUGUUUAUAAGUAAAUGAAAAUGUUUAAAUUUCUACAAAUAUGUAGGAUAAUAUUAGCAAUGGCUUAUAUUUACAUGGCUUUAGUGCUUACAACACACUUUACUUUCAUCUCCUUUGAUAGCAUACUUUUUUAUAUUUCAUAGGUGGGAUCAGGCUCAGAUACUACUUUUAUGCUCUAAAUCCAUAAAUAUGAUCUUUAACAAAUUAUUCACAGUAAACAAGUAAACAUAAGUGUGAUUCAUUUGCUAAUUGUUCUUUCUAGCUUUGAGAAUGUCUAUACCUUAUAACAUGUGUUAAACUGCUGUUCCAAAAUCCUUUUGCUAAGAGCAGGACCUAAUAUUGACAAGCGAGGAUUACUGUACUACAGUUGUAUUUAUACAUAUUUUUUUCUCUUCAAUACAUAACCUUUGGCUUUAAGGAACUUUUAGUUACUUCUUUUUGCUUAUCUUUCUGUAUGAAUAAAUUUUAUCAUUUGAAGCUAGACCUAGUAGAAAGUAUUAUAGGGAUCACAUACCAGAAGGAAAGGGACCAAAAAUAUGCCGAUUAAUAAACGCUUGUAAUCAGUCUAAGUCAGUAUAUGUUUUAGACCAAAUUUGAGUUUUGGAGAAGCUAGUCUAAGAACAAAUACUGAAGGCUAAUUUGAAGGAGGUGGGUUAGGGAAAAUAAGAUUCAUGUGCUUGGGUCUUGUGACUAUUAAGUGGCAUAAGUUUGAGGCAAAAAAAAAGGUAGGGAGAAAGAAGUAGACAGACAAUACCCAGAAAAUGAAGCUCCAGUCCCUGCAUGUGAUAUUUCUUAUAUUUCAGAUUAAUGGUAGGGCUAUAGAAAGCAUAAUGUUUUCCUUAUCUUGGAAAGCUGUUUCCUCCCCCUCCCCUUUCACAGCAGCAAAUCAAAUUUCAAUGUAAAUGUGUAAAUGCAAUUUGGUCACUUGGGGACUGAAAGUUGGUUAUAUCUAAUGCCAAGUUUAUGGCCUUUCAAGUUUGUAAUUGUAUUUCUGCCAAAUAUAUAUUAUUGACAACCUACCAGAGGCAUCUCAAGUUAUCAAAGAAGAAAAUGAUCAUUAUGCAAAAUCUAUUGAAUGAAAUGGGAUGACACCAUUAAGGACUUUGCCCUAGGCAAAUGCCAUCAACAUCAUUUCAGUUCGUGUGCUUGAUUCUAACUCCUGAAAAGGAGGUGACAGAACCAAUGUGUUGUCAAGGACAGUCUGAAGAAGUCUAUCAUUUAUAUCCGCAUUAGGAGAUUGUUGUCUAGAGGCUGCUGCUUGAAGAAGAAAAAGUUUCCGGGUUUCCAGAACAUAAAACUUGUAUUAUAGUAACAGGAGAUGGGAAAAUCUAGCUUGGCAGAAUCAAGGAACUACAGUUUGUGUUAAACUAGGACCUCCCAUUUUAUCAUGGAACUGUCUUCCAGAUUGACUCUGUGGGCCCAAAUUGGACCAGUAGACACAGUUAUCCCAGACAAGUGACAGGUACUCAUCUAAUGAGUUGUAAAACAAGCUUCAGUCCUGAAGAAGUGGUAGAUGGAAGAAGGGAAUAAGGUGAACAUGUGGUUUAAUUUCUCUGCAUUGAUUUGGUAUUUAGACCUUUAGAUCAUUAACUGUAUUUAAAAAUAUGCUGGGAAAAAAUUAAAAAAAAAUUGGAAAUUGGAAAAUC